UUUCUACCCACAAGCCCCCAGCGACUUCCUUUCCGACUUUUUCUCGGGCAAAAUGGCACCAAACAAGAAGGGAGGUGAGAAGAAGAAAGGGCGCUCCGCCAUCAACGAGGUGGUGACCAGGGAAUACACCAUCAACAUCCACAAGCGCAUCCACGGCGUAGCCUUUAAGAGGAGAGCUCCCCGCGCCAUCAAGGAGAUCCGCAAGUUCGCCAUGAAGGAGAUGGGAACGCCCGACGUCCGCAUCGACACUCGCCUCAACAAGGCCGUCUGGACCAAGGGUGUGAGGAACGUGCCAUACCGCGUCCGCGUGCGUCUGUCCAGGAAGCGUAACGAGGACGAGGACUCGCCCAACAAGCUGUACACCCUCGUCACGUACGUCCCUGUCACCACGUGCAAAGGUCUGCAGACAGUCAAUGUGGACGAGAACUGAUCUCCCGUUUUGCAAAUAAAAUUUGUGAAAUGCGA
Molecule: messenger RNA, 465 nt
Organism: Myripristis murdjan (pinecone soldierfish)
Lineage: Eukaryota; Metazoa; Chordata; Actinopteri; Holocentriformes; Holocentridae
Gene: rpl31
Product: ribosomal protein L31
Exons: 5
Coding region: 53-430 (125 amino acids)
Biological process (GO): cytoplasmic translation
Cellular component (GO): cytosolic large ribosomal subunit; ribosome
Molecular function (GO): structural constituent of ribosome
Source: RefSeq, a predicted model, not a curated record